Molecule: messenger RNA, 1038 nt
Organism: Emericellopsis cladophorae
Lineage: Eukaryota; Fungi; Ascomycota; Sordariomycetes; Hypocreales; Bionectriaceae
Exons: 3
Coding region: 1-1038 (345 amino acids)
Molecular function (GO): hydrolase activity
Source: RefSeq, a predicted model, not a curated record
AUGAUACUCAGGCCUGUCAGUCUCAUCGACUGCCUCGUCUUCGUCAUCUUCCUCGCUCCUCAGCUCAUUCUGCAUGUCGGCCUCAUCCGUACAGUCCUCGUCGCAGGCAGCUGCCUCCCUUUCCUAAUCUGCUACAAGGAGUAUGUGUCCGGAAAGGGACGAGAUCGGAUGAGAGGCAUAUGGGUCAUGCAUAGACCCGAGCAGCCUCCUGAUCUGGUGCUCUACUAUCUCCACGGUGGCGGCUUCGCCAUGGGUUCAGCCUACUUUUACUUGGAGUUCCUCAUGGUCUGGCACGCUCUUCUGCUCGAGGCUGGCUACAAGAAUCCCGCCAUCUUCGCUCUCGAGUACACACUCGUGCCUGACGACAUCUACCCUCGCCAGAUCCACGAGGCACUGAGCGGCUACCAGCACGUUCUUGACUACGCCAAAUCAGCAUCCAAGGUCUGCGUGGCCGGCGAUUCUGCCGGCGGCUGUAUAGUGUUGAGUCUACUUCAUGAACUCGGGAAUCAAAAGCGCACACAGAAAAAGCGCAGUGCAUCGCAGGGCGGCCUGGCGGGUCCGCAGCCCCUCACGCUGCCGCUGCCAUGUAUGGCCACGCUCAUCUCCCCAUGGGUGUCACUCAUGACGCAUCGCCACCGAGAGUCCAAGGUAGACUAUCUAGAUCGUACGACGCUGUGGAAGUACGCACACGAGUACGCUGGGGAAUCGAUGAUCAACCAGUACCCUGCCUCGCCAGGCUCAUGCAUAGAUGAUUCGCUUUGGCUGGCGGCAUGUCCGGAGAAAGGGUACCACGUCAUGUAUGGGGAGGAAGAGGUGUUUGCACCCGACAUUGAACACUUUCUCCAGGAGCAGCAGCGGCUCGGCCUCGAGGUUAGAGGGCAGAAAAUCGAGGCGGGCAUCCAUGCCUGGCCGGUUGCAUCGUUGUUCUUGUCGAGCACGAGGGAGAGGAGGCUCCAUGGUCUGCGAUGCAUUGUCAAUGAGAUUCACCGCAGAAUGGAUCGGCACGGGAUGAUGAACGGUAAUAAAAUGUCAGAUUAG